AAUUUAUUAACCAAGACGAGACGCACACAUGUCAUCAUCAUCAUCGGUUCAUCGGUAAACCAACUGAUAUAUAUGCGAUUGUUGGCAUUUUCGCUUUUAUCAUUCAGUGUUAAGAAGUCGUUCGAAGUGUUUGCGCCCACCAAACCGUGUGAUGCUGCAUUGAAAUUAACGACUGUUAUCAAAGGCAACAAAGUGAUAGAAUAACAACAUUUUACGAUUUAGCAAUAAACCGUUUUAAGUAUUCAUUGAUUGUGUGUGAAUUUCAUUACGACAGUGUCAAGUGGCAUUUUCAUUGAGGGUGUUUGUGUUCUUUUUGAGCUUGGAAAUUUUCCAUUGAACAUUUUUUAGUUUGAUUUCUUAAUUUCUAUCAUUUUCAUAGUGGAUUCAAUCAAAUUUAAGCUCUCGAUGUUUCAUGUUCAUUCGAACACAACUUAGUGACAUGAUUUACUGCUCGGAACUCAAUUAAAUCAUCACAAUACUUGAAAUGAAUAUCAUUUUUGGCAUAAAUUCGACGGAAAUGUAUCUACCCGGAAAAAUCGAAUGAGAAAAAACCAUUCGCCCCACUAGGGAAUACAGAGAGAUUGACGAGACUCGUAGUGCACACACACGUUAUGUGUGCAGAUAGAAAAAUCGAUUUUAUCUACACAUGAGAACGAGACAAACGCGCACACAAAAAAAAAAACACAACAAACAAACAAACAAACAAAUGAGAAAAAAAAUGGUUCAAACGCGUACAACAAUGCAAUCGAUGCGGAUUUCAUUCAUUGAUUCGUAAAUAGGUUAUUCGAAUUGUGAGUACAUAUUUUCACGUGUACAACAUUGAAAGAGAGAGCGAGCGAGAGAUACAGUGUGUAAGACAACAAACGCAGUGUGUGUAUUACACACAGCGACUAGGAAACGGAAUAAAAGACGAACAAAAGGCGGAAAAUUUCGUUUUCAUUGAAAAUGUUGUCGGUUGACCAAUAUCACAUUGAUAGUGAGUUCAACGGUGGUUUUAGUGCAGUUGGCGACUCUGAAUUGGUGAACCUUCGGCCAUGUAGUGGUCAAACACUUUUGAAUGCACAUCAAUUACAACAAAAACAACAGCAACCGCAAUCCAAAUCGCCAACGGCAACAGUGCCGACCAAACAAAGUUCCCAAAGUUCCACACUCGUGCAAUCCAAUUCGAAUAGCAAGAAAUCGGUCAUGCUGAAUUUUAAGUCGGGCGUCACAAUUAAUAGCACCGUUGAGGAAUUUGGCAAUUUUUCGACACGAUUUAGUGACACAUUUACGCAAAAUCGACGUCAUUACCGUUUUUGGUUGAUGACCGUUGGUGUUGUAAUCAGUUGUUUAUGUUGUUUCGUGUUUGGUCUAAGUUUCAAUUAUUUAUUCGACACGCAACCAUGUGGCGCACAAAAGCAUCUUCGAAAUUUGUGUGUAACGGAAAAUUGUAUUCGAACAGCUUCAUCAUUACUUUCGGCUAUGAAUCGGAGCGUCGACCCAUGUGAUAAUUUUUUUCAAUAUGCUUGCGGAGCAUGGAAUAAGAAAAACAUUAUACCAGAAGAUAAAAGUUCCUUUAGCACAUUCGAAGUGUUAGCCGAUCAACAGCAAGUAAUAUUGCGUCAACUUCUCGAAGAGCCUUCAAAUCAUGAUGAUAACAAAGCCACAAUAAAAGCAAAACACUUUUAUAAAAGUUGUGUGAAUAUAACUCAAAUUCGUAGUGUUGGCGAUUUACCAUUGAAAGAACUGUUGAAGUAUUAUGGUGGAUGGCCGGUGUUAGAAAAAAAUUGGAAAAAACCCAAUCAAAGUUUGGAAGCGAUGUUGGGCAAAAUGCACGGUGAAUUGAAUGAACAUUUUUUGGUUUCGGUGCUAGUUGCACCCGACGAUAAAAAUUCAUCCGUCAAUAUUUUAGUGAUUGAUCAAUUGAUUUUGGCGCUUCCGUCAAGAGAGUAUUAUUUGAAAGAUAGUAGCAAAUCUGAUUUAAUGGCAUAUCACAAUUAUAUGACAAAAAUUGCCGUUAUUCUGGGCGCUGAUCCGGCUUCAAUUGCUGAUGAUAUGCAGGAAGUUUUAGAUUUCGAGAUUCAAUUAGCGAAUGCAUCCUUAUCGGAGAUCGAACGUCACGACACAAAUUGUGUGUAUCACAAGCUGACACUGGCCUCGUUAAAAACGCUUGUGCCGCAAAUUAAAUGGGACAUAUAUUUUGAGAAUUCCUUUACACCGGAAACUAAUAUCACCGACUCUGAACCAAUUGUAGUGUAUGCCAUUCCGUAUCUUGUCGAAUUGGGCAAACUAAUGGCAGAGACAGACGAACGUAUCAUUCGAAACUAUGUACUCUGGCGAAUGGUUCUUUCACUUGUUUCACAUUUUGUUGAUGAGUAUCAAAAGGAGCGCGUUGAAUUUCAGCGAAUUUUGUUGGGCAUUAAAUCGGAACGGCAUCGUUGGUCACAGUGCGUUGAUUGGACGAAUAAAAAACUUGGCAUGGCCGUUGGGGCUCUAUUCAUUCGUGACAAUUUCAAUUCGGAAAGUAAAGAAUCAGCGCUGCAGAUGAUUCGUUCGAUUCGGGAAGCAUUUAACGAACUAUUGGACGAAAAUGAUUGGAUGGAUGAUGAAACGAGAGCUGUGGCCAAAGAAAAGGCAAAUUCGAUGAACGAACGCAUCGGAUACCCGGACAUUUUAACAAAUGUGACUGAACUGGAGAAAGAGUAUUCAAACCUGACGAUAUCGGAUGAUACAUUUUUCGAGAAUAUUUUGAACAUCUUGAAAUUUGACUCGCAACGACAGUGCCAAAUGUUACGAAAACCAGUGGAAAAGCAAAAAUGGGCCACCGAACCAGCCGUUGUCAAUGCAUUCUACAAUCCAAAUCGAAAUGACAUUGUCUUUCCUGCUGGCAUCCUGCAACCUCUUUUUUAUAGCAAAAAUUUUCCCAAAUCACUCAACUAUGGAGGAAUUGGCGUCGUGAUCGGACACGAAAUAACACAUGGAUUCGACGAUAAAGGUCGCCAAUUCGAUAAAGAUGGUAACAUGAAGCAGUGGUGGAAUAACGCAACGAUAACAGCAUUUCGAGAUCGUGCACAAUGCAUCAUUGACCAAUAUUCACGGUACAAAGUGAACGAGCUGGGUUUAUACAUGAAUGGAAAACUGACUCAAAGUGAAAAUAUCGCUGAUAAUGGUGGACUGAAGCAAGCAUUUCGGGCGUACAAAAAAUGGACUGCUCAGCAUGGAAUUGAUGAAAAUUUGCCGGGUUUGGAAUUGAAUCAUGAUCAAUUAUUUUUCUUGAAUUAUGCACAAAUUUGGUGCGGUUCAAUGCGACCAGAAGACGCUCUAUCGAAACUACGUUCAUCUGUACAUUCGCCGGGCGUGAUUCGAGUGCUGGGUCCAUUGUCAAAUUCAAAAGAAUUCUCCGAUGCAUACGGAUGUCCAUCUGGUUCGCCCAUGAACCCGACGAACAAAUGUAGUGUAUGGUAAUCUUUCAUCAUCCACGUGAUCCAGACGGUUAUCAUCAAAUCUUAAUGAAUAAAAAGAAUGCUCUUACAGCAGCAACAACAUUGUGAUCGUUAAUCGGUUUAUAAAUAUUUAAUAGACAAACAAGCAAAAGAACAUAUUUUCCUUCAAUUAAAACAACACAAGAAAAAGCUUUUAUCCAACACAUUUCACAACACCCUAAUCGAUGUAUUUAACGGAUUUAUUAGGACACAGCACGUGCACAAUUUUCCUAAUUAUAUAUACAUUUAAAAGUCAAAGCAAAAUACCAAACUUUUAUCUGUACAUCAUCGUUUGUAUUUUAAGUAAAAUAAAAAUGAUUUUUAAAUGUUAAACUUCUACACACGUAAAUACCAAAGAGAAGAAUAAA
This is a messenger RNA of Contarinia nasturtii (swede midge), 3829 nucleotides long. It is a transcript of the gene Nep1, whose product is annotated as neprilysin-1. Gene Ontology annotation, biological process: protein processing. The coding region runs from base 946 to 3444 and encodes 832 amino acids. The transcript is spliced from 15 exons. NCBI's taxonomy places the organism in Eukaryota, Metazoa, Arthropoda, Insecta, Diptera, Cecidomyiidae. Gene Ontology annotation, molecular function: metalloendopeptidase activity. Gene Ontology annotation, cellular component: plasma membrane. The record is from RefSeq and is a predicted model, not a curated record.